This is a messenger RNA of Harmonia axyridis, 2925 nucleotides long. RefSeq names its product dopamine receptor 2 (gene Dop1R2). Lineage: Eukaryota; Metazoa; Arthropoda; Insecta; Coleoptera; Coccinellidae. Gene Ontology annotation, biological process: adenylate cyclase-activating adrenergic receptor signaling pathway. Gene Ontology annotation, cellular component: membrane. The transcript is spliced from 4 exons. The coding region runs from base 283 to 1611 and encodes 442 amino acids. The record is from RefSeq and is a predicted model, not a curated record. Gene Ontology annotation, molecular function: adrenergic receptor activity.
CAUAGCCUGCUGUAUUCCUUCUCCAAAGGACUAAGGCGCGAUAGGCUUACGAUGAAAUGAAAAAAUGAUUUUUAACGAGUGAGAUGAUGUCUCAUUAGGAUUUAAGGACUCUUAAAAGAUACGUAGGUGAUGUCAAGACAUUACGUCGCAAUGACAAGAUUUCUUUUUGUGACUUUCAAUAGUGUCGAGUGAUACUUUUGUGGUCUGUGCCUGAGUGUCCUUGAUUUUUUGAUACUUCCAAAAAUGUUUACAUGAAAAUUUGCAACCAAAUCUGGCAGCGCUAUGAAUAUCCCAGAACCAUCCGUCCAAUAUGUUUGGGAGUUCCCCAACCUCACAUUCUUGGAUUUGAACUACACCAACACAACAGAUCCUGCUAGAGAUGCCUGGGAACACUGGAGCUCUCUUAUGCAGGACAGAGCCGUCGUGGUCUCACUUCUUCUUCUUUUCUCCCUCACCACAGUGUUCGGCAAUAUGCUGGUAGUUCUAGCUGUAGUCAGAGAACGCUAUUUACACACCCCCACCAACUACUUCAUCACAUCACUGGCUGUAGCCGACUGUCUGGUUGGAUUGGUAGUGAUGCCGUUCAGCGCCCUCUAUGAAGUGCUCGAACACACCUGGUUCUUCGGUACGGAUUUGUGCGACAUCUGGCGGUCCUUAGACGUACUCUUCAGUACCGCGUCGAUCUUGAACUUAUGCGUGAUCUCGUUAGAUCGGUAUUGGGCGAUCACUGAUCCGAUAACAUAUCCUAUGCGCAUGACUAGAGUGCGUUCCGUUCUUCUAAUCGCUGGUGUUUGGGUGUGUUCUAGUGCCAUAUCGUUUCCGGCUAUCGUUUGGUGGCGGGCGGUCAGAACUGAACCGAUUCCCGCUUUCAAAUGUCCUUUCACGGAACAUUUGGGUUAUUUGAUAUUUUCCUCCACGAUUUCCUUUUAUCUGCCCUUGUUCGUGAUGGUCUUCACUUAUUACAGGAUAUACAGAGCUGCUGCAGCCCAAACAAAGUCUUUGAGACUCGGGACAAAGCAGAUCCUCUUGGGUUCUGGAGAACUGGAGCUAACUUUGAGAAUCCACAGAGGCGGAACAUGCAAAAUACCGGAGGCCAGGCAGUUCUCUGGUACAGAGGAUGAACCUCUGACGGCGUUGGCUAAUAACGGGUUGACGCGCUUGGCUUCUAAUAGGGGAGUUAACAGUAAGAACUUUUCUUUGUCUAGGAAGCUUGCCAAGUUCGCGAAAGAGAAGAAGGCGGCAAAGACAUUGGGUAUUGUUAUGGGUGUGUUUAUAGUGUGUUGGUUACCAUUUUUUGUUGUGAACUUGUUGUCUGGAUUUUGUUCGGACUGCAUCUGGCAGGAAGAGACUGUACUGGCAGUUGUCACGUGGCUGGGUUGGGUCAACUCCAGCAUGAAUCCAGUUAUAUACGCCUGUUGGAGUAGAGAUUUCAGAAGGGCCUUCCUGAGGAUCUUAUGUGUCUGUUGUCCAAGAAGAAUAAGACGCAAAUAUCAUCCAGCCUUUAGGAGCAAGCCAAGCCAGUACUACCACAACUCUCACAACGUGCUAAGUGAGAGCACUCCAGGUGUAACCUAUUCUUCCGUUGGUCAACAUGAACUACACCUGUUGUGACGUCACGCCAGGAACAGACUUCCUUCCCCUGUCUCAACGCAGGCAAUUGUUCUUCCUGGUUCUCCUAGCCAUCGCAUUAUACACUCUUGUUCACCUUCUCCUAGUUCGCUUAGGAUUUCUUAAUACUUUGUAAAUUAUUGUAAAUUAUAUCGAUAAUAGAUUUAUAUACAUAGCAGAGGUUGAAUGUUUUAUUAUGCAAUCGGAUUCUAACUUUUCCAGUUGGAUUAGUGUUGAUCUUUUUACUAUGUACAUUGUAAUUAUAUAGGUAUCUAUUUGUUCUUCAUUCGAUUGUGUAAUGACUCAUGUAGAAAUUUGUGUGAUCUUAUACCAUUUAAAUUAUAGUUUGUUAUUGUUAUUCUCUUCAUUUAAUGUGAUCAUAGUUAAUUAAGAAUUAAAAUAUGUUUACUAUCUUGUAAAUCCAUACAUUUUAGCAUUAAUAUAUUGCCUUGAUAAAUAAAAGAUUUUAUCAUCAUUCCUUUCGAAAUUGUUGACAUUAUGAUUCAUAUCAUUUUUAUUCAUAGUUCAUUGUUAUUAUGCAGCUUCUUACUUUACAUGCUAGUGAGUUGUAUUUUGCUUACUGAAACUUUCGAAUUCAAAAAUGUCAAUACUACAUACAUGUUUUAAACAAGUACAAGACUGAUUUCUUCUCACCGAGUUGAAAUGGAAUAUCACACUGAAAUCAUUUGUAGAAACAAAAAAAUCACUAAUAUUGUGCUAGUACCCUAAUGAUGGUUCACCUUAUUUAUUGUUGUUACUCAUAACAUCUUUAUUCGUAUACGAAUCAUUCCAUAAUUCCAAUGAAGUCACUAUAAUAUGCGAGUAUUAUUCGCAUUUUCAAAUAAACUAUAGAUUCAUGGAAUAUAUUAUCUUUAUAGUUUAUUGCACUUUUGUUGGAUUGUGAUUAGUCAUUACUAGAUAUUUGUGAAAAAAUCUUUCACCCAUCAUUGACCUAAGAUUUUAUAACUUUGAGACACCCAUUUUAGAACUACCAGCAAACAAACAAGUUUUGGAAAUGAACUGUAAAAAAAUUCAUAUUUCAUUUAUCUGUUUCGAGGGAAAAUGCAGUUGAGUAGAACGUUCCCUUUCGGCAAACCAUAAGAAGCAUUGAUUUUUUCAUAAAUAUUUUCUGAUUGUUAAAUACUUUCGAUAAAAUCUCUUGAGUUCUGCCUGCAUAAAACAAAAUUCUUUUUGCUUUUUUAUUCGACUGUGAUAUUAUGAUUUAGUUAAUUUAAGAAAUGAAUCAUUUAAAUAUCAAUGAACUACAUGAAGAGAACCUCAACAGUUUAAUCAUUGGCUACACAUAAUAUAGUAAUU